Molecule: messenger RNA, 660 nt
Organism: Macrosiphum euphorbiae (potato aphid)
Lineage: Eukaryota; Metazoa; Arthropoda; Insecta; Hemiptera; Aphididae
Source: the annotation of a GenBank genome assembly
AUGUUGCAUCUCAUAAGGAGUGUAGGUGAAAAUAUGUGUACUGAACUCGAGUGCCAAAAGCAUACUGAUUUUAUUGUGUCUAAAAUACCGAUAGCGAUACACGCGAUAAUACAUCAUAAUUACGUAACCGUUAUUGUAGAUAGCAGACAUUUGGCACGGGACACCCAUAAAAUUCAUUGUCCAUAUAAUGCAGCUCAUUCAAUGCUAAAAAAUACAUUAACCAGCCAUUUGAAUAUAUGCCCGGAUAAAUCACCUCAUUUUGGACAAUGUUUUUACAAUAUAACACAUGUAAUGCCUAAAACAGAUUUGAAGAAUCAUGAAGAAAAUUGCCCUGACAGAAAAUCUAUUGAUGUAGCCAUUUAUAAGGCAGAAGACAUGACGCGUCCAGAUUUUAAUGUAGAAAAUAUACCAACAAUAAAGUAUGAAGAAUCUUGGGAUUGUUUGGAACAAGCACCUGAAGUUUUAAAGACCAUCAAAACAAAAACCACUUCAAUGAAAGCAACUCAUAACAUAACAAGAUCAGAACGUAAACAACAUCGUAUCAAUUUACAUGAAAAUUAUAUUAAUAACGUUGAUGGUAAAGAUGAGAAGAAACAGCAGAAAAAGAAAAUGGAUACAACACCAUUAUUUUUUGGAAAGAGACCCAAUACAUUUAAAUAA